Ictalurus punctatus (channel catfish) is the source of this 1846-nucleotide messenger RNA. RefSeq names its product neugrin, neurite outgrowth associated (gene ngrn). Gene Ontology annotation, cellular component: nucleus. The record is from RefSeq and is a predicted model, not a curated record. The coding region runs from base 330 to 1370 and encodes 346 amino acids. NCBI's taxonomy places the organism in Eukaryota, Metazoa, Chordata, Actinopteri, Siluriformes, Ictaluridae. The transcript has 5 exons.
UGGAAUUUUCACUGUGCGCACACUACUACAAAACAAUAUAGAAUAGUGCGCAAAUGCGCGAAUUGGGCCGUAUUUUUCAGCUUCCUAGCCUUGUUGGUUUGCAAAUUGCCUCUUCCAAUAUGGUGGGUGUUCUCUGCGCACGGGAAGUAGUUCCGGUGCAACAUACAUAACCUCGAACAUGGAGAAGCGCUGAUGGAAGUGUUUAUUCACGUGUGUGUUUUAUUUACUGAGUUAAGAAAAAAAGAAAUUCUUUGACUUGUUACGGGGUUUUGCCAUUAUAAGGCAUUUUGCUCAUCAUCCUGUGUGCCAGACUCUGUUGGUGAAUCAGCAUGUUCACAAUGUUCAGCAUGGCCGGCCCGGUGGCAGUGAGGCUGGCUUCUCUUCCAGUAUUGAUCUGUCGCCAUGCCAGUCGCAGUGCCAGGAGCUGGACGGCUUCUGCUACUCACAGUCAUUCCCUCUCAGGAAACAGAAGGACAGAGCAGCAGGACUUUUCAGAGGAUGACCUUGACAUGGAUGAAGUGGAAUCCAAACUGGAGGCUCUUGUGAAAGAGGAGAGGAAAAGAGAGAAGUCUGCCAAAUUUCACAAGAUCCGGCGGAAGCUGAGCAGCGCCGGAGCCCCGGAAAGAAGAUUAAGUUGGGAUGCCAUUCAGCAGAUCAGAUUUUCCACAGAUUUGGACCAAGACGGAUCAGGUGACCAUGAUGACGCGCAUUCAGCCAAAGCCCAAUUCAAUUCAUGUGCGUGGAACAUGAGUCCAACUAAAAGGUACCUAAAGCAGGAGUCACCACAGGAAUGGACGGUGCAGAGAUUAGCGGAGGGUUUCUCCGUUAACACUGAUGUCAUCUACAGAGUCCUUCACAGCAAGUUCACCCCACCUCCAGAGAGGAGGCUUAAACAGGAUGCCACAGUGUUAACCACAGUCAGACAGACCUUCCUCGAGAACGAUAAAACGAAUCAGUCACAAAAAGGCCAAUCACAACUGCCUUUACCCACCAGCAGUGUACCAGCCUUGAUUUCCUCUGGGAACACGAGCACACUCGUUGCCCUGACCAGUGGAGCUCUGACACCUACAGAGUGUGUGACAGGACUGGUUCCAACUGCUGCUAACGUUCCAUCCCCUUCAAUAAGGACAGCUCAGAUAUCAGCAGUGGCUCAGGGGACAUUACAGGAGCAGCCUGCUGUGAGGCAAGAGCCGACAGGUGUUAAAGAGAGAGGUGUAGAAGUGGAGGAGGAAGAGGAGUGGGAUGGAGUGGUUUUCACAGACGAAGGACUGGAGGAACUUAUCCACACACUCCAGGAAAAACCCAGCGCAGUAGAACAAAAGGGCAGGGAGUUUUACGACAGCGAUGGCAACUUCUUGUACAGGAUCUAAAUAAACUGUUUCUUGAAUUGAAUAUUAAAUGCACUGUCAGGGAACGUUUGAAAUAAUAAUUAAAUAUUAACCUCAAACGGUACAUGAACUUGUAUAUAAAAUGCAAAUGUAAGAAAUAGUUCUACAUUAUAAAAUGAAUGUCAUGUCAGAGGAAUAGAAAAAGAAAUGGGGUGGAGUCUAUUUAUUUCAGAUAUACAGAGCAAAAAUGGCCAAUACAAAGGUAUUGCAGUUUUAUAUUUACAAAGCCAGCUUCAUGGUAUUUACAUUGAUUAUCAAAGGCAAGAAAAGUAUUACAACCCAGAAAGCAAAACAUUUUUACUUCAAGUAGGAAACCCAUGUAGUCUUUGUGCUGCUGCCGUCCUCUCAAGUUUUAACCCCGAACGCCACCCGAGUGCGAUGUGACCUAUUUGCUAAGAUAGCAUGCAUAGAAGUACAUGUUUAAAAUGAAAUCUAAAACACAACAGAGAAAAGGAAAA